GCUAUGUUGGGUUUUUCUAUUAGUUAUGGUGGGACUUUCCAAAAAUACAAAUGCGCAAAUAUUCACACUCGGUUCCUGCCCCAAUCCCAGUGUCGUUUCCGACUUUAAAGCUGAUCAGUAUUUGGGAAAAUGGUACAACAACCGCAAUUACUUCGCCAUCUUUCAAGCUACAUUGGACUGUAUAACGGCCGUCUACACAAAGACAUCAACUGGUAUUAGUGUAACCAACGAAGGCUACAACGUCAUUACGAGACAGAGAAGCACUGCGAUCGGAAUUGCUACGGUAAUAGAGCCAGGCAAACUUGGGGUUUCCUUCUCCGACACACCAGCUACGGCAGCCAAUUAUUGGGUGCUGGACACCGAUUACGACAAUUACGCUGUGGUUUGGAGUUGUACAGGACUUGGCCCAGUCCGCAUAAGUUUCGCAUGGGUUCUAACACGAGCUGCAGAGCCUAGUACUACCGUAAUUGACACGGCUUUAGCAGUAUUCAAUACAACUGGCAUCAACACAACGCCACUGAGGGUAACGAAUCAAAAGAACUGCCCAGCACGCUGAACAAGUAAUCAGAAA
Daphnia carinata is the source of this 571-nucleotide messenger RNA. Its product is annotated as apolipoprotein D-like. Gene Ontology annotation, molecular function: lipid binding. Gene Ontology annotation, biological process: tissue regeneration; lipid transport; brain development. The record is from RefSeq and is a predicted model, not a curated record. Lineage: Eukaryota; Metazoa; Arthropoda; Branchiopoda; Diplostraca; Daphniidae. The transcript has 6 exons. Bases 26 to 556 code for a protein of 176 amino acids.